AGUCCACUUAAAUGCAGCUCCAGAAUUGCGAGGCUUCCACCAGCAGCACUCCCUGUGUGAGGUGGCCAAUGCAACAUGCUCUCCAGCUUGGGGUGUCUACUUCUCUGUGGAAGUAUUGCACUUGCCCUGGGAAAUGCACAGAAAUUGCCAAAAGGUAAAAAGCCAAGCCUGAAAGUCCAUAUCAACACCACAAGUGAUUCCAUUUUCUUGAAGUUCCUGCGCCCAAAUCCAAACACAAAGCUGGAAGGUUUUCUCCUAGGAUAUGGCAGCAAUUUAUCUCCAAACCAAUACUUCCCUCUUCCUGCGGAAGGAAAAUUCACCGAGGCUGUAGUAGAUGCAGAACCAAAAUAUUUGAUAGUUGUGCGGCCUGCUCCUCCUCCAAGUCAAAAGAAGUCAUGCUCAGGUAAAUCUCGCCCUCGCAAACCUCUGCAGCUGGUGGUUGGUACACUCACACCCAGCUCAGUCUUCCUGUCCUGGGGCUUCCUCAUCAAUCCUCACCAUGACUGGACGCUGCCAAGUCAGUGUUCCAGUGACAGAUUAUACACAAUUCGCUAUAGAGAAAAGGAUAAAGAAAAGAAGUGGGUUUUUCAACUCUGUCCAGCCACUGAGACAAUUGUGGAAAAUUUAAAGCCAGACACAGUUUAUGAAUUUGGAGUCAAAGACAACAUGGAAGGUGGAAUUUGGAGUAAGAUUUUCAAUCACAAGACAGUUGUUGGAAGUAAAAACAAAGUAAACGGGAAAAUCCAAAGUACCUAUGAUCAGGUCCACACAGUGCCAGCAUAUGUCCCAAGGAAACUCAUUCCAAUAACAAUCAUCAAGCAAGUGAUUCAGAACGUUACCCACAAGGCUGCAACUAAAUCCCCAGAUAAGACUCCCUUUGGAGGAACAAUUCUAGUCCACCUUAUUAUUCCAGGUCUGAAUGAAACCACUGUAAAACUGCCUACAUCUGUAAUGCUGGAGAUUUCAGAUGCCCUGAAGGCGCAAUUAGCUAAAAAUGAAACCUUGGCAUUACCUGCUGAAUCUAAAACACCAGUGGUUGAAAAAGUCCCAGCACAGCCCCUAACAGUAACUCCUGGAACAGUUCCAAGAACCACUAAACCCAUUGUGUCUAGUGCGUUGGACAUUUUGGAAACAACAUUAGCUCUCAGUGAAAGGACCCAGGAAGCAUCACAAACAAUUCUAAUUCCUAGGUUUGAAUUGCCACUGAGCACUUUAGCUCCAAAAAGGCUUCCAGAAUUUCCUGAGGCAAAAACACCCUUCCCUUUUGAGAAACCUGGGGGUACCUUGGCUUCAAGUGAAAAGCCAUGGAUGGUGCCCACAGCUAAAACCUCUGAAGAUUCCAAGGUUGUGCAGCCUCCAACUGCAACUUACAGUGUUUUCUCAAGCCCUGCAACUUCAGAUGAGCACGAAAGAGAGCCUCACGCAGCAACAAGUGAUCCUAUGCUGGAAUCUGUCCCACCUAAAACUCCUAGAACUCUUGAACAGCCAAGAGCAACAACACUGGCUCCAAGUGAAAUACCAUUUGCUUCUCAAAAAGUGGAAACCUUUCCCAGUCAUGAAAUGCAACCUACAACACCUGCUCCUCAGCAGACUACAUCUACCCCUUCUACAACUAAACGUCGUCCCAGACCCAAACCACCAAUAACCAAACCUGCUCCAGAACCUCAGACUCUUCCAACAACACAGUCAACCAAAGCUCCAUCAAAGACCAAAAGACCAGGUCAUCGACCCCGCCCUAAAACCACACGUAGUCCAGAGGUGCCCAAGUCCACACCUGCUCUGGAACCCACCACAGUAAAGUCGGUGCUUAUGGUACCCACAAUCGCAUACAAACCAUCCAAGAGACCUCAAAUCACACACAGACCUGAUGUACCCCCAAUCCAGCCUGUUUCAGAACCACCACCAAAGCAAUUACCCCCUAAGUCCACAAUCACAGCAAAAUCAGAUAUGCUACCAACUAAAUCUGUCUUUGAGCCUAUUGCAUUUGAGACUGAAGCGCCAUCUGUAACCAUAGUUUCUACCACAGACGUUGAACCUGUAAUUAUGAGAACUGUGUCGCCAGUGACAACUCUAGCUCCAACAACAACUCAACGAGCAAGAACACGUCGUCCACGUCCCAAACAUAAAACUACUCCGAGCCCCAAAAUACCCCAGCCCAAACCAGAUCUUGGACCUGCUACUCCUGGGCCAUCUUUAGCUCCAACAACAAAAAGAACCCAUCGUCCACGUCCCAAACCUAAAACCACACCCCACCCAAAAGUACCUCAGACAAUACUGGUGCCUGCCACAAUCUUUGAACCAGUUAUUCCUAGAACUGAUGCUCCAGGGACGUCCAUAGUUCCUGUUACAGACCUUGAAGCUAUUACGGCUCUAGAACCUGUUACAUCCCUUCACCCUGGUACAGCCCCUGAGACUGUUACAGCCCUUCAACCUGUUACUUUUAGAACUGAGACCCCUGGGACAAAAAUAGCGACCAAAAUACCACAAAGAACUCGGCAUCCACGACCCAGGCCUAAAACCACACCAAGCCCUCAAGCACGUCAGACAAAACCCGUUCCUGCUGUAGUCCCUGAACCUGUCACCCUUACACCUGAGACCCCAGCAACAACAUUAGCUCCCAAAAUACAAAGGACACGUCGCCCACGUCCUAGGCCAAAGCCUACACCAAAUCCUGCAGUAUCUGAGCCCAAACCAGUUCCUACUGCAGAGCUUGAACGUGUGACACUCAGAGCUGAGACUGGGGUGACAACACAAGUUCCUAAAACAUCAAAACGGACCCGCCGUCCACGUCCCAAACCUAAAACCACACCAACUACUGAAGCUCCUCAAACAAAACUGGCUUCUGAUACAGAUCUUGAACCUGCUGCUCUUAGAACAGAAGCGCCAGAAAGCGUGGUUCUUUCAACAAUCUUUGAACCUUUCACACUUAGAACCAAGGCUGCAGAGACAACAUUAGCUCCUAAAACACAACAAACACGUCAUCCACGUCCCAGGCCUAAAACCACAGCAAGUACGGAAGUACCUCAGUCUAAAUUGGUUCCUGUUCCAGACUUUCGGCCUGUUAUUCAUAGUACUGAGUCUCCAGCAACAACAUUAGUUUCUGAUGUUCUGGUACCAGUUAGCACUGAGUCAUCAAAGGAGACAAUAGAACCAUCUGUAACAGACUAUGUACACACCACUACCAAAUCAUCUCUCAGGCCUGGGGAGCCAAAGACUGAAGAUGUUGUGGAACCUAUUACCUAUGUGUCUGAACUUCCUGAGACCAUGCUAGAACCAUCACCUCUGCCUUCCCAUACUAUAAUCCUACCCAGUCCAGAGGGGCCUCAGACCAAACCUGCUCCCAGGCAGACACCCCAUGUGCCUCCCAAGCCCAAAACACCACCGCGCCCAAGAGUUCCACAAACACAAUCAGUUCCUAAAGGGCCCCAGAGAGCUACUUCAAAACCAAAACUGCCAUCCAGUCCGGAAGUGUCAUACACCACACCUGUUGCAAAAGAUGUGUUCCUUCCUCAGAAACCAGACCCUGAAGCCUCUCAGAGUGAACCUGUUCUGCAACCUGUUACCUUUAGAAUUGAGCCACCAAAGACAACAGUAGCUCCUUUAGAGACACGAGGCAUUCCCUUUAUGCCUAUCAUUUCACCAAGCCCUUUUCAAGAGGAACUACAAACUAUUCAAGAAGAAACAGACCAAUUCACCCAAGAACUCUUCACAACUAAGAUUCCACGAACAACUGAACUGGCAAAGACAACUCAGGCAACACACAGAUUGUACACUAUUCCCGGGAGGCCGAGGAUACCUGACAAACCACACAUCAGACCUGUUCUGAAUAGAACAACUACAAAACCGAUUAGAACCAAACCCAGUGGACUGCCCAGUGGGAAUGGAGUCAAAACAGCUACAAUCCCAGGGACUCGCCGCCCACCUCUCCCACCAAGACUUACACCUCCUCGAAGAAAACCUUUACCACCAAAUAAUGUCACUGGAAAACCUGGAAGUUCAGGAAUCAUUUCAUCAAGCCGAGUAACUUCCCCACCCCUGAGGGCAACACUCAAACCUAUUGGAACCCCCUCAGAGAGACCAGAGAUAGAUAAAAAGCAGCCAACAGCUCCUGCCUCUGGAGAAGAGCUUGGUAAUACAACUGACUUUAGCUCAAGCCCAACACGAGAAACUGAUCAUCUGGGAAAGCCCAGAUUCAAAGGUCCUCACGUGAGAUAUAUUCCAAAGCCUGACAACAAGCCCUGCUCCAUCACUGACUCUGUCAAGCGGUUCCCUACAGAGGAAGCCACAGAGGGAAAUGCCACCAGCCCACCACAGAACCCACCCACCAACCUCACUGUGGUCACUGUGGAAGGGUGCCCCUCAUUUGUCAUCUUGGAUUGGGAAAAACCAUUAAAUGACACCGUCACUGAAUAUGAAGUUAUAUCCAGAGAAAAUGGGUCAUUCAGUGGGAAGAACAAAUCCAUUCAACUUACAAACCAAACCUUCUCCACAGUAGAAAAUCUGAAGCCAGAUACAAGUUAUGAAUUCCAAGUGAAGCCCAAAAACCCACUUGGUGAAGGCCCAGCCAGCAAUACAGUGGCAUUCAGUACUGAAUCAGCUGACCCACGAGUGAGUGAGCCAGUUUCUGCAGGAAGAGAUGCCAUCUGGACUGAACGGCCCUUUAAUUCAGAUUCUUAUUCUGAAUGUAAGGGCAAACAGUAUGUCAAAAGGACCUGGUAUAAAAAAUUUGUUGGAGUGCAGCUGUGCAACUCUCUCAGAUACAAGAUUUACUUGAGUGACUCCCUCACAGGGAAAUUUUAUAACAUAGGUGAUCAGAGAGGCCAUGGAGAAGAUCACUGCCAGUUUGUGGACUCAUUUUUAGAUGGCCGUACUGGACAGCAACUCACUUCUGACCAAUUACCCACUAAAGAAGGCUAUUUCAGAGCAGUUCGCCAAGAACCUGUCCAGUUUGGAGAAAUAGGUGGGCACACCCAAAUCAAUUACGUCCAAUGGUAUGAAUGUGGGACCACAAUUCCUGGAAAAUGGUAGAUGCCCGGAUCUUACCCUAAAGUACUUCUAACUCAUGACAAGGAAAAACAAUCAUUGAAAAUACUAUAGUAUCACAUUCAUUCAAAGCUAUUUUGUUUACUAUGUAUAAAAGUCUGCAACUUAAUUAAUAGCAAUACUAGAUGUUUAUUAGAAAAGACUGCUGAGUAUAUUUAUCAGGUUUUAUAAAGUCAAUUUAUGGAUUGGAAUAACAUUUUUAGGGAAGCUGGCUCCCUAUUCAUGGUAUUUUAAGAGAUCAUUUGUAUAUUAUUUAUCACACUGUUGUAAUGUUUUGAGAUACUUUUAUAACAAAAUUAACAUCAAAUUAUGUACUUGAAAUAUUUACUUUUAUUGAUGUGUACACUUUCUGGUGUUAUCUCAUAAAUCUCUACUUGCUUUAACUUAUUGGAGCAAAUUAUCUUCAGCAUAUACAUCUGGUAGAAAAAAGUUCUAAUGUUCACAUAUAUUUAAACUCAGACAACCAUGUUCAGCUGUUUUUUAAAAUACUGAAAUUUAAAUAAUUAUAUAUUCAUGCUAACAGACACUUCCAUAAGCUAUCUACACUAUUGAAAAAAUGUAUUUGAAUCAGCAAACUUUAUUUCUGCUAAAAACGAAUGAUGAUUUGGUAUACCUAUUUUCAAAAGACAUAUAUUGGUUUUCCUACUAUAGAUGUUCUAAUGUGUAAAGAUACUUUGUCUAACUAUGCAUUUAAAAAUUGUCUUCAUGGGCUGGGAAUAUGGCCUAGUGGCAAGAGUGCUUGCC
Molecule: messenger RNA, 5787 nt
Organism: Perognathus longimembris pacificus (Pacific pocket mouse)
Lineage: Eukaryota; Metazoa; Chordata; Mammalia; Rodentia; Heteromyidae
Gene: Abi3bp
Product: ABI family member 3 binding protein
Exons: 61
Coding region: 76-5028 (1650 amino acids)
Biological process (GO): extracellular matrix organization; positive regulation of cell-substrate adhesion
Molecular function (GO): protein binding
Source: RefSeq, a predicted model, not a curated record